Molecule: messenger RNA, 1001 nt
Organism: Cuscuta campestris
Lineage: Eukaryota; Viridiplantae; Streptophyta; Magnoliopsida; Solanales; Convolvulaceae
Source: the annotation of a GenBank genome assembly
AGACUGUGGCUCAGGUUAUGCCACAAUUUUUAAUGAGUGUGUUUUUGCUACCCAAGUCUUAUGUGUUCUAACAUUGAACGACUGAUAAAUGCGUUUUGGUGGCAUGGUAAAGGAAGUUUGGAUAAGGGUAUCCAUUGGCUUUCUUGGGAGCACAUGGCAGAACCUAAGACGUUUGGGGGCAUUGGUUUCAAGCACCUUCACAGUUUCAAUAUUGCUAUGUUGGGUAAGCAAGGAUGCCGAUUUUUCACUACCGGAUGCACUGGUGUCUCGUGUUUUCAAAGUGAGUCAAAGUGGUUACUGGGGCUUGCAGCUACUGCACCAGCUUUUUAGCCAAAGAGACAUUGAACUGAUGUUGAAAAUUACCUCAGAUGUUGGCAGGAAGGAUAUGUGGUUUUGCCCGGAGUCGGUGGAGCAUGUCUUUCUUCGGUGUCCUCUUGCAGGAGUACGGAGAAAUCUGGGUAUUGGAGGAGACAAAACUUUGUCUUUUUGGGCAUGGUUCCAGCGGCAAACUGAAAGCUGUUCAAUGGGGGAGUUACAGGUGGUCGCUUGGGCUAUUUGGGCACUUGGGAAGAGUCGAAAUACUGCAGUGUGGGAGCACCGUGUGGCUAUGCCGGAGGCUGUGACGCAGAUGAUUAACUCGAUGGUUACGGAGUGGAAGGACGGCUUUGAGGUUACUGGACAGGAUGGAGCCGUCAUUCCCCCUCAUAUUGGUCAGCCUGGUGUAACAAAAUGUUUCGUGGACGCUGGCCUCUUCCCGGAUAUCACUGUAUCAGUUAUUCUGGAGUCUGGAGAUGUAGACAUUGAUUGGCAGAAGUGAAAAUAAUCUUGCAAAUGCCGUGGCACUUUGUGUGUGUGUGGGUUCUUGGAUCCUAAGCAGACUGGAAUGAAGGUGGAAACAAUGGUUGGACAACUUGGAUCUAAAGACUGAAGAGCAUUCAUGGCAAAACUUUUAAGGUUGAUAUGUAGAAAUGUAGUUAAAGUAAUCAAGCUGGAGAAAGCAG